GCAGAGUUUGCAGUGAGCCAAGAACAAGUCACUGCACUCCAGCCUGGGCAACAGAGUGAGACUCCAUCUCAAAAAAAAUAAAUAGCUAAAUAAUUAGCCAGCAUUGUUAUGAGUUAAAGUCUAUUUGCCCGCAUGAAUAAAUAGGUAAAUAAUUAGCCAGCAUUGUUAUGAGUUAAAAUCUAGUUGCCCACAUGACAGAGUGAGACUGUAUCAAAAAAAUAACUAAAUAAAGAAUUAGCCAGCAUUGUUACGAGUUAAAGUCCAUUUGCCCCCAUGUUAUGUGAGAGCAGCCAAGACUUAAACCUCAGGAAAGGUGGGACAGAACCCCUCCCCCCAGCCUGCCUCCUUGGCCUAGAGAUUUAAGUCUUUGUCCCUCACCCUUCCCCAAGCUGACUCAGCCCCUGGAGCAGAGGGCAGACCUGGCUGGGAAUACAAAGGGCAGCUGGGGCACAAGUGGGCAACUGCAGCUGUGGCCUGCAGGGGGUCAGUGGUACACCUGUGCCUGUUUAGCCUCCCGCUCCGGUGGCUGCAGAAGAGCCAGUUUUCUCACACUGUCAUCCAGGGUCACAACUGCAUCCACUCACAGUGACAUCAUCACACCCACCCACCAUCUCACACUGUCCCAUACACAGUCAUACCCACUGAUAGACUGCACACGCAGUGGCACGCUCACACCGUCACACGUGCUCUUGUCCAUGCGUUUAUUCCCAUUUCUGGCACAGUGUCCGGACUCGGCAUGGCCAGGGGCAUGACCUCGCAGGAAGUGGAGCUCACAGUGUGGGCAGACAGAUAAUGACCAAUAACUUCAGUACAAGCGGAGCUGAGGCGUUAGGAGGACGUCCCCGACGGGCUGAGGCCUGCACAGGGGAGCUGUUGGAGACUUGCCGAGGAGCGCAAGGGCUCAGGCGGAGGGCUUUGCAGCUCUGCAUCUUCAGAGCCUCAGGGCGGACCCUUUUCCUCCCGCCCUAUCCGGGGACUGAAGGAGGAGGCGUCCUUAGGGGACGGGACCGUCCUGAGCUCCGGGGGCAGGAGUGGCAGUGGUGUGGUGUGGGGCGGGGCGGGCCUGUCAAGGCGGGGCCAGCCCGGAGCUCGCAGCUCACCGGGCGUCGCUGGCUGCGGCGGCUGCUGCCCGGGGGCGGGAUCCGGAUCUAAGCCUCCAGUAAUCCCGCUGAGGCCCGAACCAGAGGCGGGCGGGGACUUCCGAGCCGACGCGGCCCCGGGCGCUGGGACGGCCCUCGCUGGCGGUCUUUGGGCUCCGCCCCGACAUCCGGCCCCGGGCACGUGGUGGGCGGACAGGGGCGGUCCUGAGCCUGCGACCUCGCAGGGGACCUCGCAGGACCCUAAGUCCAGGCCACAGUCAGGGGCGGGCGCUGGGAGGCGAGCGUGAACUCAGCGACAGGAGAGUGAGCUCACCACGCGCAGCGCCAUGACCAGCAAGGGUCCGGAGGAGGAGCAUCCAUCAGUGACGCUCUUCCGCCAGUACCUGCGCAUCCGCACCGUCCAGCCCAAGCCUGACUAUGGAGCUGCUGUGGCUUUCUUUGAGGAGAGAGCCCGCCAGCUGGGCCUGGGCUGUCAGAAAGUGGAGGUGGCACCUGGCUAUGUGGUGACCGUGUUGACCUGGCCAGGCACCAACCCUGCACUCUCCUCCAUCUUGCUCAACUCCCACACGGAUGUGGUGCCUGUCUUCAAGGAACAUUGGAGUCACGACCCCUUUGAGGCCUUCAAGGAUUCUGAGGGCUACAUCUAUGCCAGGGGUGCCCAGGACAUGAAGUGCGUCAGCAUCCAGUACCUGGAGGCUGUGAGGAGGCUGAAGGUGGAGGGCCACCGGUUCCCCAGAACCAUCCACAUGACCUUUGUGCCUGAUGAGGAGGUUGGGGGUCACCAAGGCAUGGAGCUGUUCGUGCAGCGGCCUGAGUUCCAAGCCCUGAGGGCAGGAUUUGCCCUGGAUGAGGGCAUAGCCAACCCCACUGACGCCUUCACUGUCUUUUAUAGUGAGCGGAGUCCCUGGUGGGUGCGGGUCACCAGCACUGGGAGGCCAGGCCAUGGCUCGCUCUUCAUCGAGGACACAGCAGCAGAGAAGCUGCACAAGGUUGUGAGCUCCAUCCUGGCAUUCCGGGAGAAGGAAUGGCAGAGGCUGCAGUCAAACCCCCACCUGAAAGAGGGGGCUGUGACCUCCGUGAACCUGACUAAGCUAGAGGGUGGCGUGGCCUAUAACGUGGUACCUGCCACCAUGAGCGCCAGCUUUGACUUCCGUGUGGCACCGGAUGUGGACUUCAAGGCUUUUGAGGAGCAGCUGCAGAGCUGGUGCCAGGCAGCUGGCGAGGGGGUAACCUUAGAGUUUGCCCAGAAGUGGAUGCACCCCCAAGUGACACCUACUGAUGGCUCAAACCCCUGGUGGGCAGCUUUUAGCCGGGUCUGCAAGGACAUGAACCUCUCUCUGGAGCCUGAGAUCAUGCCUGCUGCCACUGACAGCCGCUUCAUCCGUGCGGUGGGGGUCCCAGCUCUAGGCUUCUCACCCUUGAACCGCACACCUGUGCUACUGCACGACCAUGAUGAACGGCUGCAUGAGGCUGUGUUCCUCCGUGGGGUGGACAUAUAUACACGCCUGCUGCCUGCCCUUGCCAGUGUGCCUGCCCUGCCCAGUGACAGCUGAGCCCUGGAACUCCUCAACCUUUGCCCCUGGGGCUUCCAUCCCAACCAGUGCCAAGAACCUCCUCUUCCCCUUUCCAAAUAAUAAAGUCUGUGGACAGGGCUGUCUCUGAAUUACUAACCC
Molecule: messenger RNA, 2773 nt
Organism: Piliocolobus tephrosceles (Ugandan red Colobus)
Lineage: Eukaryota; Metazoa; Chordata; Mammalia; Primates; Cercopithecidae
Product: aminoacylase-1
Exons: 15
Coding region: 1427-2653 (408 amino acids)
Biological process (GO): amino acid metabolic process
Cellular component (GO): cytoplasm
Molecular function (GO): aminoacylase activity
Source: RefSeq, a predicted model, not a curated record